AUGGCCAAUUUUUGGCCUCAUCUAGUUUUUGCUUUGGCGUUUUGCUUGAUAGCCAGUAAUGUAGCUGCAGACGACAAGCCUUACAUUUAUGCAUCUCCACCUCCACCACCGUAUUACCAGCAUGAGUAUCCACCUUACCACUACAAAUCACCACCAUCACCCUCUCCAUCACCACAUUCUCCAUACUACUAUAAGUCCCCACCACCCCCAUCACCAUCUCCUCCACCUCGUUACUACUACAAGUCUCCACCUCCUCCAUCUCCCUCUCCGCCACCACCUUACUACUACAAAUCACCACCUCCACCUUCUCCUUCACCACCACCUCCUUAUUUCUAUAAAUCACCACCGCCACCAUCUCCAUCUCCUCCACCUCCCUACUAUUACAAGUCACCACCUCCUCCAUCACCAUCACCUCCCCCUCCUUAUAUUUAUAAAUCACCACCACCACCUUCACCAUCACCACCACCUCCUUACAUUUACAAGUCUCCCCCUCCUCCAUCUCCAUCACCUCCUCCUCCUUAUGUUUAUAAGUCUCCACCUCCUCCAUCACCAUCACCUCCCCCUCCUUACAUUUACAAAUCCCCACCACCACCAUCUCCCUCACCUCCACCACCGUAUGUUUACAAAUCCCCACCACCUCCAUCUCCUUCACCUCCUCCGCCUUACAUCUACAAAUCACCCCCACCACCUUCACCAUCACCACCUCCUCCAUAUGUUUAUAAAUCCCCACCUCCUCCAUCACCAUCACCUCCCCCUCCUUACAUUUACAAAUCUCCACCACCACCAUCUCUCUCACCUCCACCUCCGUAUGUUUACAAAUCCCCACCUCCUCCGUCUCCUUCACCUCCUCCUCCUUACAUCUACAAAUCACCACCACCACCUUCACCAUCACCACCACCUCCAUAUGUCUACAAAUCCCCACCUCCUCCAUCACCAUCACCUCCCCCUCCUUAUAUUUACAAACCUCCACCACCACUAUCUCCAUCUCCACCUCCUCCAUAUGUCUACAAAUCCCCACCACCACCUUCUCCAUCCCCACCACCACCAUCUCCAUCACCUCCUCCUCCAUAUGUCUAUAAGUCUCCACCACCACCUUCUCCAUCACCUCCCCCACCUUAUUACUACAAAUCCCCACCACCACCAUCUCCCUCACCCCCUCCACCCUAUUACUACAAGUCUCCACCUCCGCCUUCUCCAUCACCACCACCUCCAUACUAUUACCUAGUGAAAUGGCCUAAAACCAAUGUCACACCCGGCAGUUUCAUUUCUCCAAUCAUAAUCACUUUGUUCAUAACCAAGAGCAAGCCGCCAGAAAUGGCCAAUUUCUGGCCUCACCUAGUUUAUAUCCUGGCAUUGUUCUUGAUAGCCACCAAUGUAGCUGCCGACGACAAGCCUUACAUUUAUGCCUCUCCACCUCCACCAACAUAUCAUGCUUACAAAUCUCCACCUCCCCCUUAUCGCCAGUAUCCACCAUACCGCUAUAAAUCACCACCACCACCGGAGCUUUCACCUCCACCAUACUAUUAUAAAUCUCCACCACCUUAUCGUUACAAGUCUCCACCUUCCCCAUCCCCAUCUCCUCCACCUCCUUACCAAUACAAGUCUCCACCUCCUCCAUCUUUGUCACCUCCACCUCCUUACUACUAUAAGUCACCACCACCACCUUCUCCCUCACCACCACCUCCUUACAUUUAUAAAUCACCACCACCUCCAUCUCCAUCACCACCACCUCCUUAUGUCUAUAAGUCUCCACCUCCACAUUCUCCAUCACCACCACCUUCUCCAUCGCCACCACCUCCGUAUGUCUAUAAGUCUCCACCUCCACCUUCUCCAUCACCACCUCCUCCUUAUGUGUACAAAUCCCCACCACCACAUUCUCCAUCACCACUACCUCCUUAUGUCUAUAAGUCUCCACCUCCACCUUCUCCAUCACCACCACCUCCUUAUGUGUACAAAUCCCCACCACCACCUUCUCCAUCACCACCACCUCCUUAUGCGUACAAAUCCCCACCACCACCUUCCCCAUCACCACCACCUCCUUAUGUAUACAAAUCCCCACCACCACCUUCUCCAUCGCCACCACCUCCUUAUGUCUAUAAGUCUCCACCUCCACCUUCUCCAUCACCACCACCUCCUUAUGUGUACAAAUCCCCACCACCACCUUCUCCAUCACCACCACCUCCUUAUGUGUACAAAUCCCCACCACCACCUUCACCAUCACCACCACCUCCUUAUGUCUAUAAGUCUCCACCUCCACCUUCUCCAUCACCACCACCUCCUUAUGUGUACAAAUCCCCACCACCACCUUCUCCAUCACCACCACCUCCUUAUGUCUAUAAGUCUCCACCUCCACCUUCUCCAUCACCACCUCCUUAUGUGUACAAAUCCCCACCACCACCUUCUCCAUCGCCACCACCUCCUUAUGUCUAUAAGUCUCCACCUCCACCUUCUCCAUCACCACCUCCUCCUUAUGUAUACAAAUCCCCACCACCACCUUCUCCAUCGCCACCACCUCCUUAUGUCUAUAAAUCACCUCCACCACCUUCUCCAUCACCACCACCUCCUUACGUAUACAAAUCCCCACCACCCCCAUCUCCAUCACCGCCUCCUCCUUACAUCUAUAAAUCACCACCACCCCCAUCCCCAUCUCCACCUCCUCCAUAUAUGUACAAAUCCCCACCACCUCUAUCCCCAUCACCACCUCCUCCAUACGUCUAUAAAUCCCCGCCACCACCCUCUCCAUCACCUCCACCUCCUUACAUUUACAAGUCCCCACCACCUCAAUCUCCAUCACCGCCACCUCCUCCACCUUCCCCAUCACCUCCUCCACCUUAUUAUUAUAAAUCACCAGCAACACCAUCUCCAUCUCCCCCUCCUCCCUACUAUUACAAAUCCCCACCCCCUCCUUCUCCAUCACCUCCACCACCGUAUUAUUACAGCUCCCCUCCACCUCCAUCCCAUUAUGCUCCAUGUGAAUCUCAGACAUUUGUACUACAUAUUGAAUCUCAUUAUUUUAUACCUUAA
Molecule: messenger RNA, 3024 nt
Organism: Vitis vinifera (wine grape)
Lineage: Eukaryota; Viridiplantae; Streptophyta; Magnoliopsida; Vitales; Vitaceae
Product: extensin-2-like
Exons: 4
Coding region: 1-3024 (1007 amino acids)
Biological process (GO): plant-type cell wall organization
Molecular function (GO): structural constituent of cell wall
Source: RefSeq, a predicted model, not a curated record